CAACAGCACAGGUUGAGCUGUAAUUAUGGGAAAACAAUCAAAUCUCUAUCUGGGUUCAAACCAUACUGGUCCUGCCACUUUUUUUCUAUUACGGCAGAACCUGUUCAGCAGCUUCAGCCGAGCUGUGCCUCCUUUCUGCUGCUGGGGCAAAGAAAAGCAAACCAGUAGAGCAGGUCAGACUGCAGAGAAAAAAAAAUUAUGGCUUAUUGUCUGUGCAAGUUCACCCACACUGCUCACUUCUGUCUCUCGUGUCCCAGAUGACUGCGCUCAGAUCACAGCUUAACAGAGCCUGAGGAGCCCAGGGAGACACGCAGACCCCCAUACUAAAAUCUGAAUAAUUUGAGACAAAAGGACAUCCUUGCAUGUGGCCCAGGAGCACAGCAGAGCCCUGAACAUGAGCACAGAGAGCUUUGCAGAAUUCCUGAACAAGCUCAAGGAAAUCCAUGAGAAAGAAGUCCAAGGUCUGCAAACAAAGCUAACGGAGCUGACGACGGAGAAGUGCCGUGAUGCCCAGAGAAUUGAAGAGUUGUUUGCUAAAAACCACCAACUAAGGGAACAACAGAAGGUCCUCAAAGAAAAUGUCAAAGUGCUGGAAAACAGGCUGCGGGCAGGUCUCUGUGACAGAUGCAUGGUCACCCAGGAGCUGGCAAAGAAGAAGCAGAAUGAAUAUGAGAAUUCCCAUUUGCAGAGCCUCCAGCAUAUCUUCAUUCUCACCAACGAGAUGAGCCGCCUGAAGGAGGAGAACAAAGCUCUCAAGGAAGAAGUGAAGAGGCUCCAGAGCCCAGAGGACAGGACCAAGUACCCAGGAGCCAUCUCCAGGGAGCGCAGCUCCACACCCAGUUCCCCACUGCCAUUACUGUCCCCCAGUAGCAGGAGCACCAGCACUGAGAGAGUGGCUCUUGGAGCAACAGAGGACUCCCAGCACGGUGUGCCAGGGCUCGAGGUGGGGGAAGAGAAGGCCACAGGACAGAGAAGCUCUCCGAGCAGCAGGGUUUCCCCAAGCACUAUCCUCCAAGAAGCCAGCCUGGCAGAAAUGGCAUCCCAGAGGAUUGCCAACCAGCUGCACGGCACCAUCGCCCUGGUGAGGCACAGCCUGGAGAAGAGUCCCUCGGGGGCUGCAGUGUCCCCACCUGCCAGGAGGACCCCAUUGCCACUGGAGCAGGAACGAAGCCCCAGCCUGGAGUCUUACUUGACAACAACCAAGCCAAUAUCCCCCAAGACUGCUCCAUCCUACGAAAGUCUAAAGCUGACUGCCCGCAAAGAGCAGCUUUGCCUCCUCAACAAGCACCUUGCCCUGCACCAGCUGGGGCUGGCAAGUGGCUACUCUCCAUCUGAUGGAGACAGCAGCUUCCACAGCCGCUUACUCAGGGCCACAGAUGGUGAUGGCAGGACAAGGCCGCGUGAUGACUGGGAUGACAGAGCUGCCCUGCUGAAGCUCCCUGCAGCCGUGGUGUACGUGAGGGACCAGCACCUGGAGGGGAAGCUGCACCUCCUCAAGCACCGUGAGCGGCUGCAGCAUCUGGAGCAGCAGCAAAGCCAUCGGAUCAAGGUGGAUGGGGAGCCCAAAGCUGUGCCCAAGGAGCGGCCACUGUCCCCGUGCCUUGGCAUCACGGUGGGAUGCAAGGAGGAGAGGAUGGAGGAUGUUGUGGAUGGGAAGGUGGAAAGGGAGAUCUGGUUGAGCCGGGAUGGCUCUGAGCACCGAGGAAAGGUGGAAGCAUUGAGAGACUAUGGUGUGGACGUCCCACUGGACCUGUCAGACACUGGGCGUGGGAGGGGAAUGGGAUGGAUCAAGCACCAGGAGGCCAACAGCCCACAUCAGAGCCUGGGGGACAGCCCCAUGCAUGGCCCCUGCAGAAGACAUGUGAUGGAGCGGGACGGCUCACAGCCCCACAGCCGCUGGCAUAAUGCUGCCCAGACACAGCUCACAGGGCAGCCAGGUGCCAUCAAGGAGGAGGAGGAGGAGGAUGAAGAGGAAGCAGCUAUGCUCUCUCUCCCCCGGGUGCAUCCUACAAACAAGUCAACACCAAGCAACACAGAGACUUCUCCAGAGCCCAGGGUGAGACUGGUAGCCAGUACACAGAAGGAAGAACCAGAUGACGAUGAUGACGAUGACGAGUCCAUAAAGCAGGAAUCUGAUGAGACAGAUACGACAGACAGUGAGGUGGCCUCUUCCUAUGAACAUGAUGUCCUGCAAGAAGCCCAGUCAGAAGGGAAAAUUUCUUGCACCAAAGAAAGAGCUCAUGCACUGCAGAAGAAGAGGAGAAGAGGACAGGAUUCCUGGACAAAAGGCUCCAAGAAAGCAAUGAGAGGAAGAAAGAAAGUCAAAGUGGAACAGUGCUCACUGGGGUUGACAGAGGAAGCAGAGAGCUGCUUGGCUUCCCACCGUGACCCCUCUGAAGAGAGUUAGCUGGGUGGUGCCAAGACACAUGGACUCUGCAGCUGAAGGAGAAGAGCUCAGAUCCAGCAUUCCACCAACACUGAGAGCAACUGCUGUCUGUAAGGACCCAUAAAUAUUACUUCAGGAGCAGAGCACACUGAAGCCCUCCCUGGGUGUCCCUGGGAGAGGCUCAGCGUGGACCCCCAUCCUGGUUCCAGGAAAAGGGACCGUGUUCUUCCUCAGGAUUUGGUGCUGGGAGGGACCCUGACCUUGCUCCCUGUGGCCCAGAACCCAGUGUGUGCUUGAGCACUGCAGGUCCUGUUGUCCCCAAGCAUCAGUUCAGUCCUGACUUGGGUUUCACGCAAGUGUGGAUCUUGUUUGAGCUGCGGAGCCCAUGGAUUUCUUUUAGAACACAUGGGCAAGGCAGGUGGGACAGACUCACAGAGAGAAAAGGGACAAGAGCAUGAGAAAGGACAAUGUGCCUGAGAUGUCUGGUGUCCCCAGCAGAGCCAGGUGUGUGUUCCUGGCUGUGCCCCUGCAGCACAGCUCCAGCUCAGCAGCUCAUGCUGCCCAUAGUGGUACUGUAAAGAGCUUGUUUUCAUGUGGAUAAACUAUUCUCAUGCAAUUAUCCUGAAUCGUGGCCUUCAGCAUUGAGUUAUGGAGUGCUGCUGCCCUGGAUGGGACACGAAGAGCAGGGGUGAGCAGAGCUGCAUGGGGGCAGGGCUGCUCCUCAUACACAUGCAGCAAACAGAGCUGAAACAAAAGUGCCAGAGACAGCACCUGCCCUACGUGAUUCCUGCCCGCAGCCACUUCCUCUUACAGGCACUGCUCUUAUUUUAUUGAGGGUUUCUUGGUCCCAUUCACACGAAGUGGGGGAGGGGGUUAACAUGGCAAGCCAAACCCUCAGCCAGGCACACAGCUGGCAUGGGCAUCUUCUCCACAUCGUGUUUCCACCUCCAUAGAGCAAGCCAGAUAAAAUAAAAAUGAAUAAUAAAAAAAAGAUAAAUAUAUAUUUGUAUAUAAAUAGAGACAAUAAUGA
Molecule: messenger RNA, 3416 nt
Organism: Coturnix japonica (Japanese quail)
Lineage: Eukaryota; Metazoa; Chordata; Aves; Galliformes; Phasianidae
Gene: RBBP8NL
Product: RBBP8 N-terminal like
Source: RefSeq, a predicted model, not a curated record